Prionailurus viverrinus (fishing cat) is the source of this 1959-nucleotide messenger RNA. RefSeq names its product PDZ and LIM domain 7 (gene PDLIM7). Gene Ontology annotation, molecular function: muscle alpha-actinin binding; actin binding. Gene Ontology annotation, cellular component: filamentous actin; adherens junction; Z disc. The coding region runs from base 172 to 1827 and encodes 551 amino acids. Gene Ontology annotation, biological process: heart development; muscle structure development; actin cytoskeleton organization. The transcript is spliced from 12 exons. Lineage: Eukaryota; Metazoa; Chordata; Mammalia; Carnivora; Felidae. The record is from RefSeq and is a predicted model, not a curated record.
GAGCAGGCACCAUGGAUUCCUUCAAGGUGGUGCUGGAGGGGCCUGCACCUUGGGGCUUUCGGCUGCAGGGGGGCAAGGACUUCAAUGUGCCCCUCUCCAUCUCCCGGCUGACUCCUGGAGGCAAAGCUUCACAGGCAGGCGUGGCUGUGGGUGACUGGGUGCUGAGCAUCGAUGGUGAGAAUGCAGGGGGCCUCACACACAUUGAAGCCCAGAACAAGAUUCGUGCCUGUGGGGAGCGCCUCAGCCUGGGUCUCAGCAGGGCCCAGCCGGCUCAGAGCAAACCGCAGAAGGCCUCUGUCCAGAUGUGUGGGGGUGGGGCUGGAGCACCGCUGUCCUCUCCACGACACGCCAGGGGGGCAUUCACCUCCGGCUGAGCGUUCCCCCUGCCCAGCGUCCUCCCUGCCCGCCCUGCCCGGCUCUGUCUCCGCCCAGGCCCUGGCCCCUGCCGCGGACCCCCCGCGGUACACCUUUGCACCCAGCGCCUCCCUCAACAAGACGGCCCGGCCCUUUGGGGCGCCCCCGCCCGCUGACAGCGCCCUGCAGCAGAAUGGACAGCCGCUCCGGCCGCUGGUUCCAGAUGCCAGCAAGCAGCGGCUGAUGGAGGACACAGAGGACUGGCGGCCUCGGCCCGGGACAGGCCAGUCCCGUUCCUUCCGCAUCCUUGCCCACCUCACGGGCACCGAGUUCAUGCAAGACCCGGAUGAGGAACACCUGAAGAAAUCAAGAUCUUGCAGCCAGGUGCCCAGGACAGAAGCCCCAGCCCCAGCCUCAACUACACCCCAGGAACCCUGGCCUGGCCCUACCACCCCCAGCCCCACUAGCCGCCCACCCUGGGCUGUGGACCCUGCAUUUGCUGAGCGCUACGCCCCGGACAAGACCAGCACGGUGUUGACCCGGCACAGCCAGCCAGCCACACCCACACCUCUGCAGAACCGCACCUCCAUCGUGCAGGCAGCCACUGGAGGAGGCACAGGAGCAGGUGGUGGCAGCAAUGGCAAGACUCCCGUGUGCCACCAGUGCCACAAGGUCAUCCGGGGCCGCUACCUGGUGGCACUGGGCCAUGCAUACCACCCUGAGGAAUUUGUGUGCAGCCAGUGUGGGAAGGUCCUGGAAGAGGGCGGCUUCUUUGAGGAGAAGGGUGCCAUCUUCUGCCCCCCCUGCUAUGAUGUGCGCUAUGCACCCAGCUGUGCCAAGUGCAAGAAGAAGAUCACAGGCGAGAUCAUGCAUGCCCUAAAGAUGACCUGGCAUGUGCACUGCUUUACCUGCGCGGCCUGCAAGACGCCCAUUCGGAACAGGGCCUUUUACAUGGAGGAAGGCGCACCCUACUGCGAGCGAGACUAUGAGAAGAUGUUUGGCACGAAAUGCCGGGGCUGUGACUUCAAGAUCGAUGCAGGGGACCGCUUCCUGGAGGCGCUGGGCUUCAGCUGGCAUGACACUUGCUUCGUGUGUGCGAAUAAUUGCCCAACUCAGAACUCAGAGGCCCAGCUGGGGACCACCUCUCUACUUCCUGGACUGGACCAAGUAAAGUUGGCUUGUUUCUGUCACCUUCCCGUAGAAGAUGGGGGUGGGAGGCUUUGUAGGAGAUGGAAAAGGCUUCUUAGAGCCGAGGAGGGUUUCAGGGUCUCACCUCAGCAAGGAGUGGAGAUGUUCCAGGAGGCCCUGGCAAUGGUGCUCACCCCCACACAGGGGACUUCUGUGCUCAGAGCUCUGGGAAACAAAGGUGCCAGGGGGACUGGCCCUGGAGUGUCCUUGGAGGGGCCUUGCCCUGGGAGUCUGGGGUUAGACGCUGCUUCCCUGCUUCCGGAACUCUAUUUGGGAUUCCUCUGAGAGGCCUGAGGCUCGGGAGAGAAGGCAAAGGAAUUCCUAGGCUGGCCCUAUUUGGAGGCAGCAAGUAAGGGAGGGGUGCUCAGAAUAGAGGUGGAGCAGGGAUGGGGAAGAAGUUCAGAAUGCUGGGGUAAU